Molecule: messenger RNA, 659 nt
Organism: Cicer arietinum (chickpea)
Lineage: Eukaryota; Viridiplantae; Streptophyta; Magnoliopsida; Fabales; Fabaceae
Source: RefSeq, a predicted model, not a curated record
AGAUAUUUUAAAAAGUUGAGUCUGGGAAAGGGUGAAGCGGAAAGUGAGAGGAAAAGGAGGAAGAAAAGAAAUGGCGGAAACAAAAGAAACAGUGAAGCACAUAGUAAUCGGAAAGUUCAAAGACGAGAUUUCCGAAGAGAGAAUUGAUGAACUCAUCAAAGGCUAUGCCAAUCUCGUCAAUCUCAUCCCAACCAUGAAGUCAUUCCACUGGGGCAAGGAUGUUAGUGGUGAAAACUUACAUCAAGGUUAUACUCAUGUAUUUGAAUCAACCUUUGAGAGUGUGGAAGGCAUUGCAGAGUAUGUAGCUCAUCCUACCCAUGUUGAGUAUGCUAAUUUGCUCCUUCCCUCUUUGGAAAAAGUGCUUAUAAUUGACUAUAAGCCCACCUUCGUUAAUCUUUAAUCUUUGAUCGGAUCACUAAUGGAAUAUUCUGUUCAAAAUAAAUUUGGGGGCAAACAAUUUCAUGGAUGAUGAUGGUGUCUCUUAUUGUAUUGGUUCUGCUUUUUUUUUUUUUUUUUGUUAAAAAUAAACCAAUUAAAUUCCUCUCUAAAUGGCUUUUGUAUGCAUUAUAAGUCAGAGCCUUUUUUUUAUCUCAUUUUUAAUUUAUCGAAUAUCCUUGUGCAUUUUCACUUUAUCAUAAAUCAUGCGAUAACUACCUCAA